Messenger RNA from Ceutorhynchus assimilis (cabbage seed weevil), 1329 nucleotides. The record is from the annotation of a GenBank genome assembly. NCBI's taxonomy places the organism in Eukaryota, Metazoa, Arthropoda, Insecta, Coleoptera, Curculionidae.
AUGAAAAAACUUCUCUUCUCCUUCUUGGUUCCCCUUGCAUUCCAGAUAGUUUCAGCCCAAACAAGAAACUUAGGAAAUCCGCUAAUUCUAACGCCUCUCAUAAAACAAGGAAAACUUAAAGCUGCAAGAGAAGCUGCAAAGGUAGAAUUGAAAGAUUUCCAAGGGGUCAACAGCUACGCUGGCUACCUUACCGUGGACGAAAAAACCAAUUCAAACUUGUUCUUCUGGUUUUUCCCUUCUACUAAUAAUUAUGCCAAAGAUCCAGUUCUGCUUUGGUUGCAAGGAGGACCAGGAUACUCCAGUUUAUUUGGCCUCUUUCACGAAAAUGGUCCAUUCAUUGUCAAGAAUGAUACUGUGUCACUGCGUAAAUAUUCUUGGAACAAAUUUUCUUCAGUACUCUACAUCGAUCAACCUGUUGGUACAGGGUUCAGCUUCACGGAUGGCGAUUACGUAACAAAUCAAACUCAAGUAGGAGAUCAUUUGUAUACCGCUCUCAUACAAUUCUUUACUUUAUUCUCGGAGCUACAAAAACUUCCAUUCUAUGUCACUGGAAUAUCCUAUGCAGGCAAAUAUGCACCUGCUAUUGGCUACACUAUCCACCAAAGAAACCCUUCUGCUGAUUUGCAAAUUAACUUACAUGGACUCGCUAUGGGAGCCGUAUUAACCGAUCCAAUAAAUCAGGUGGAUUACGGUCCUUUUCUGUAUCAAUUAGGUCUGAUUGAUAGGAAAACAUUAAACAAAUAUAAUACCAGAACAAGUAAAAUUAUCCGUUAUAUUAAGCAAGGAAAGUAUUACAAAGCUACAAAGGCCAUGAAUGAAAUAUUUUUUUGGUAUUUUGAUGACACUGGCUUGAACAAUCUCUACAAUUAUCUUAAAGAUGAUGAUGAUCUUGACAAUGAUGUGGAUUGGGCUAAUUUUAUUACUAAAGAUCGCGUGAGAAAGGCCUUGCAUGUGGGAACAGCGAACUUUUCUAUUUCAAAUGACGAUGUUUACGACACCAUGUUACCUGACAUAACUAAAAGUGUUGCCCCGUGGCUCAUUGAGCUUCUGAACAACUACAGAGUAUUAAUAUUCAAUGGGUCGCUAGGUGUUAUAGAUGGUUACAUAUUGACAGUUAACUUUUUAGAGAAGCUAAAGUUUAGUGCCGCAGCUGAAUAUUUAUCAGCUGAUAGACAAAUAUUGCGUGGUGAUGAUGAUACAGUGGCUGGUUAUAAGAAAAUUGCUGGUAACUUAACAGAUAUCUUAAUUAGAAACGCUGGACAUAAUGUUGCGGUUGACAAACCUAAGGAAGCUUUUGAAAUGAUUAAAGAAUUUAUUAACAAUCGUUGA